Molecule: messenger RNA, 520 nt
Organism: Fopius arisanus
Lineage: Eukaryota; Metazoa; Arthropoda; Insecta; Hymenoptera; Braconidae
Exons: 3
Coding region: 118-375 (85 amino acids)
Source: RefSeq, a predicted model, not a curated record
CUGUAUAUUAUUCACGAGAACGUGAGUAACUAGUGUAGUUGAGAGAUUGCCGUUGAUCGAACGACAAGUUAGUUUAGUUUCAUCGUUUGUUUGUGAUUUAUUUUAUUUAUUGACACAAUGUUCAAGUGGAUUGGUCUUGCACUUUUGUGUAUAAUUGCCGAGGGUUUCGCUAAACCCACGAUCUAUAAAAGAAAUGAAGACAACAUCUUUGAACCAGUUAUGGUACCUGUAUCCUCAACGGUGAUUCCUCUUCCCGUUUACAAGGUCGGGUAUGGAUAUGGUUUCGUAUCGAAGGACAAAAAGUCUCAGAGUAUUUAUAAUCCCGAUGAGAAUGUCAAGUUAAUCACAGUGAAAAAAGUCAUUGAGAAACUUUGAUCGACUUCUCCAAUUGGAUAAAAAAAUAAAUCCCUUCAGAAGAUAUUUUCUUCGGAAGCUGCACACCAAAAACUAACUUAAACUAUAAUUCUGUAGCUAUGAUGAUACAAUUGUUAAUAAAUUAAUAAAAUUAUAACUCAGAUUA